Chelonoidis abingdonii (Abingdon island giant tortoise) is the source of this 2719-nucleotide messenger RNA. Lineage: Eukaryota; Metazoa; Chordata; Testudines; Testudinidae. The record is from RefSeq and is a predicted model, not a curated record.
CCCUCAGGACUUACACCGGCCCUGGGCUGUGUGGGGAAGAUGGCGGCUUUGAGAGAUGCUGAGGAUGAGCUGGGAAGGGGGCUGUCAGAUGUGGCAGAACACAGACUCAUCUUCCAGUCAUGCACCUUUAAGAUUUUUCUUUGCAGAAGUAUAAAAGAUAAGGCCAAGAUCAGUUUAAGAAAAUAUGAUGUUGGAAACAAAUUCUCCCAUUUGCCACUAUCCAAAGCAUCUGUUCUUAUGCCUCUAAUGGUUAAAGAUGGAAAGCUGUAUUUGCUAUUUACUGUCAGAUCAAUGAAGUUGAGAAGAUCACCAGGGGAAGUGUGCUUUCCAGGAGGUAAAAGUGAGCCUAUAGACAGAGAUGAAAUAGCCACAGCAGUGCGGGAAGCCAAGGAAGAAGUGGGACUCUAUCCAGAGCAGGUGGAAGUCAUCUGUAGGCUUGUACCUGGAAUUGAUAAAGUAGGUUCGUUGGUAACACCAGUUGUAGGAUUUAUAGAGGACACAUUCCAGGCCAGACCUAAUCCAGAUGAAGUGAGUGAUGUGUUUUUGGUGCCACUGAAGUACUUUAUCGAUCCAUUAAAGUACAUGACCUUGCCUUAUAAAAGAGCGGAUGGUGUUGCAAGUUGGCUGCACAGUUUUGUAUAUGAUGACCCUGAGCGUAAAACAUCACUUAGGAUAUGGGGACUUACUGCGCACUUUGCUGUAUUUCUUGCUCUUGUAAUUUUUGAAAAGAAACCUACAUUUGACAUUCAGUAUGAUCUUGACAACUUAAUUUCAUCCUCUGAGAAGAAUUUCAUGGAGGAGUAUAUGUCGCUAUACAAGGGGAAAAGCAGCAAACUAUGAGCUGUGGGACGGGCACACAGGUGUAAACAGUUGGUUUAAAUUAUUUUUCAAGCUUUACUAUUUGGUUUUCUGAAUCAGAAAUUGUCUCGUUUUAAUGUCUUCAUUGGAUUACAAAAAAUAAAGUGCUAAUAGAUUAAUCAGCCCUAAAUAGACAAAGUUUUUGUAUUUAUUUUACAUGUAUUUAAAGGUUCAUUAUAUUUUUCAUGGUCUUUGUGGUAAAGGCCUUGGACUGGGACUCAGAAGACUGAGGUUCAGUUUCAGGCUCUGUCAUGAAUUUCCUCUGUGACCUCGGAUAAGUUACUUACCCUCUGUGCUUCAGUUCCGCUCUGUAAAAUGUGGAUAAAAUUAUUCCCAACCUUUGUCUCUUUGAUUUAGAAUAUAAACAGUUCAGCGUGUGUAUCUUACUGUUUUGUACAGCACCUAGCAUGAUGGGGCUCUAAUAUUGAUUGGGGUCCCUGGACACUAUUGUAAUAAGAUGGCAGUGCUUGAAUAACUUGUUUUUUUGUUUUAGUUUGUGGAUAUUGGAGCUUGUGCUCAGAAUGACAUUCCUCAAAACCUAGCAGUGACACUGAAAUAUUCUCCACGGUGUUCUCUUCUUCUGGAGAGAUCGCCCUCUAGGGUUCAGUCGUUUUUUAUCUCUACUGAAAUAACUGAUAAAGGUUCCAGGUAGUGCCAGAUAUAGUGCUGCUGGGUUUUGUGAUGUUAUAGCCUGUCUACUAGCAAUUGGGCCGAGACCAUAUCAGUUCAUUUCAUGUACGCCAGUAAAUAGUUGUCAGAUGGCUAAAGCUUUUAAAGGCACUAUUAAGUUAGGCUGGAUUUGAACUUGCAGUUUAGAAGUAAAUUUAUCAAUCUUCAGAGCCAGCUGAUUUCCUCCAACAUGCAGUGAGAGUUGAGGGCAUUUAGGAUCAAGCCCCCCUGUUUGCUAGCAUAGUGCUAGAUUUAUGCUGAACAACAUCUUCUAAUAUACUGGAUGAGCAUGUGAUGUGGACAGCUGGCCUCUCUCCUGUACCAGAGUGUUUAGUCAUGCCCUACUGAACAAAAAUUGAGUAAGACCCCAGGUCUCUGCUGUCACGGCUCAGGGCAACUGCACCUGUGUUUCCCCUCAGUGGUUCAGCAAGGGCAUCCGUUCUUAGCUUCCAGCUCCCCAGCCAUUGCCUUUCUGACAGAAGGUCUCUACCUUCUGACAGUAGUAUUUCCAGACUGCAUGGUUCCCUGCCUUCACUGUGUUUCCCAGCCCAGACAGGUUGCCCAAGGAUGCUUCCUUGCUUUCUUCCCAGUGAUAACACAGUGACUGUCUACAAUUAUAAAUUACCACUCAGCGCUUCCUAGGCAAGCCUACUUUAUUUUUAGGGUGAAAAGCAUUAAAGAGAAAACAUUAGAAACAAUAAAAUAACCAUAUGCAUGCUAAUAAGUUUACCAGAAUUAACCCUAGCCCUAACAUGGCUUCUGGUAGGUUCAGUCCUUCCAACUCUACCCUAAGGAUUUUGUUCAUCUAGACCAUGGGCCCUGUCUAUUUACUGGGUCAGGAAGAAGCCAAUGAGCCAUUUGUCUCUUAGUCCCUGGAGAAACCGGUUUGAAUUGGCGUAUCAUACCUUUCUGGGGAUGGUUUCUUUAGAGAUGUUGCAAAAGCUGAGUGAGUUUGUCUAGUCAUCCCAUGUUCUCCUAUUUACCCUUCCAUAGAAGUGAAUAUAAUUCCACAAUAACACACACAGUCAUAGAGUUAGAAGGGACUGCAAAGAUCAUCUGGGCUAACCCCCUGCCAAGAUGCAAGAUUUGUUGUGUCUAAAUCAUCUAUGACAGAUGGCUAAUCCAGUCUCCUUUUGAAAACCUCCAGCGAAGGAGGUCCCACAACCUCCCAAGGCAGUCUUGUUCCAUCGUC